Messenger RNA from Penicillium canariense, 372 nucleotides. Its product is annotated as putative ssDNA binding protein Ssb3. The transcript has 3 exons. The record is from RefSeq and is a predicted model, not a curated record. Gene Ontology annotation, biological process: DNA replication; mismatch repair; base-excision repair. Gene Ontology annotation, cellular component: DNA replication factor A complex; nucleus; site of double-strand break. The coding region runs from base 1 to 372 and encodes 123 amino acids. Lineage: Eukaryota; Fungi; Ascomycota; Eurotiomycetes; Eurotiales; Aspergillaceae. Gene Ontology annotation, molecular function: single-stranded DNA binding; damaged DNA binding.
AUGUCCCUCCAAACCCCCCGCAUCCUGCCCGCCCACCUGAACACCUUCCACCCGUCCAGCUCGGGCCCACGCUCAACACACACUAUCCGCAUCCUGGGCACAGUGACCAAUCUCCGCGGUGACCAAGCUACGAUUACAUGCGGCAACAAUGGUGAUGUCACGCUUCUCCUAAAACCGGACUCGCAUCUGCAGAUGGGCAAGCUUGUGGAGGUUGUCGGGAAGGUGACCGAUUUGGACGGUGGCCAGGGUCUUGGAAUUCGGGUAUUGGGCACAACGGACUGGGGUAACCCUGCGGAUUGCGACUACAAAAUCUACGAACAGGUCGUCGAGGCUACCCACCGCUUUAAGUCUAUUUUCUACGACGCCGAGUAA